Molecule: messenger RNA, 1467 nt
Organism: Fusarium oxysporum Fo47
Lineage: Eukaryota; Fungi; Ascomycota; Sordariomycetes; Hypocreales; Nectriaceae
Product: fatty acid desaturase-domain-containing protein
Exons: 3
Coding region: 62-1405 (447 amino acids)
Biological process (GO): lipid metabolic process
Molecular function (GO): oxidoreductase activity
Source: RefSeq, a predicted model, not a curated record
CGUCGACCAUUCGUCAAGUCAAUUGACUUUAUCCCGACUAGAGUAAUCUAUCUUCCCGAUUAUGGCUUCCGUCUCGACUUCGACUGUCCCCGGGCAGCACCCAGCAUUUCGGCACACCGUCACUGACUUCGAGUCCUCGACCUCCCUUUCUUCGCUCUCUUCGGUGGAUGCCAACCGGGCCAAGCCUACAUAUGACCGUCUCCUUGAUACAUAUGGCAACGAGUUCACGCCCCCCGAUUUCACCAUUAAGGAUAUCCGCGAUGCCAUCCUAAAGCACUGCUUCGAGCGAUUCACCUUCAAAGGCUACAUUUACAUACUCCGCGACAUAAUCUGCCUUGUCACCACCUUCACUAUCUUCUACAACUUCGUGACUCCUGGAUACUUUCCCUCCACGCCUGGUAUCUUUGGAACUGGUCUCUGGGUUAUUGCCCACGAAUGUGGCUAUCAAGCGUUCUCUGAGUCUCGCCUUGUCAAUGACGCGACUGGCUGGGUACUUCACUCAGCUCUUCUUGUCCUAUACUUCAGUUGGAAGAUCUCUUAUGGCAAACACCAUAAGGCCACUGGAAAUAUGGAGCGUGACAUGGUCUUUGUUCCUCGCACUCGCGAGCAGCACGCCACCUGCAUUGGCCGCAUAGCCUACGAGCUCUCUGAACUGACUGAGGAGACCCCCGCUUACACCCUGCUUCGGCUGGUUAUGAAGCAGCUCGUCGGUUGGCCCAGCUACAUCCUUACUAACGUCACUGGUCACAACUACCAUGAAUGCCAGGGUGAAGGUCGUGGCAAGGGGAAGAAGAACGGCUUGGGGGGAGGCGUAAACCACUUCGACCCCCGAAGUCCCAUAUAUGAGGCCAAGCAAGCCAAGCUUAUCAUAUUGAGUGAUAUAGGUAUCGGAAUCGCUAUUGCUGCUCUUGUAUACUUAAGUAACACUUUCGGUUGGACCAACAUGCUUGUCUGGUAUGGCAUUCCCUAUCUCUGGGUCAACCACUGGCUUGUUGCCAUCACUUUCCUCCAGCAUACUGAUCCGACGCUUCCUCACUAUACUGCGGACGAGUGGAAUUUUGUUCGUGGUGCUGCUGCUACGAUUGAUCGUGACAUGGGCUUCAUCGGCCGACACUUGCUCCACGGUAUCAUCGAGACCCACGUCCUACACCAUUAUGUUAGCACCAUUCCCUUCUACAACGCCGACGAGGCCUCAAAAGCUAUCCGACCCGUCAUGGGCGACCACUAUCGCACCGACACUAAGGAUGGCGCCUGGGGUUUCAUUCGUGCCUUGUGGAUCAGCGCCCGGAUGUGUCAGUGGGUUGAGCCUAGUGCUGAGGCCGAGGGAGCUAGCAAAGGUAUCCUCUUCUUCCGCAACCACAACGGUCUGGGUACCAAGCCUGUCGUUCUAAGGAAACCCGAGUAGUGUCUGGAUUCUCUGUAAUGAUGAUGAUGUUCUGUGGUGUUGUAACGUUGAUUGUUGUAUUU